Saitoella complicata NRRL Y-17804 is the source of this 1683-nucleotide messenger RNA. RefSeq lists its product as uncharacterized. Gene Ontology annotation, molecular function: alpha-1,2-mannosyltransferase activity. Bases 1 to 1683 code for a protein of 560 amino acids. Lineage: Eukaryota; Fungi; Ascomycota; Saitoellomycetes; Saitoellales; Saitoellaceae. The record is from RefSeq and is a predicted model, not a curated record. Gene Ontology annotation, biological process: protein N-linked glycosylation. The transcript is spliced from 3 exons. Gene Ontology annotation, cellular component: endoplasmic reticulum membrane.
AUGGGGAAAGGUAUCUCCGUCCUCGGCGCCUUCUCGAUCCUCCUGGUGCCAAGAUUGCUGGCAUCAACCUACGCGACGAUCCAGGAUUGCGACGAGGUGUAUAACUUUUGGGAGGCUGCACAUUACUUGUCUCACGGCAAUGGAUUUCAGACAUGGGAGUACUCGCCGGAGUAUGGGAUUCGGAGUUGGGCUUAUGUCGGACUUCAUUGCUUGAUUGGCUUGCUUGGAAAGUUGUUCGGACUGAGCAAGGUGCAAGAAUGGUACUUCAUCCGUGGAGCACUGAGUGUGAUCUGUGCUCUGUGCGAAGCUACCUUCUGCGCCUCUGUCUCCCGCAACGUCGACCGGCGAGUCGGUAAAUACCUCCUCUACAUCCUCGCUGGGAGCGCAGGAAUGUUCAAUGCAUCUGCUGCCUUCCUCCCCUCGUCGUUCUCGAUGUACGCCGUCAUGCUCGGUCUCGCGACCGCUUUUGAACGACCGAGUCUUUCGAAACCUGUGUGGGGCCUUUUCUGGUUCGCAUUGGGUGGACUUCUGGGAUGGCCAUUUUCGCUAGCUAUGGGAACUGUUUUCUACCUCGACGUUCUGGUGCAGGCAGCUCUGCCACCUAAUGGCCCAAAGAUCAAGGCCGUGGUGCGGGGUGGACUGUUGGCGAUCUGCGUGCUGGCAAUCCUCGUCGGUGUCGACACGAUGGCGUACAGGAAACUCCAACUCGUACCCUUCAACAUCGUGCUUUACAACGUUCUCUCCGCUGACGAGAACCACGGACCCGAUAUCUUUGGUACGGAGCCGUGGUGGUUUUAUGUCGUUAACCUCAUCCUGAACUUUAAUGUCGUUUACAUCCUUGCUAUGCACUCGGCGCCGCUUUGGUGCUUGCAGAGGCUGUUUUCGUCAAGCAGGCAAAGUAUUGGCGUGGCUUUGAAUGCGAUUGCGCCGUUUUACAUUUGGUAUGCGAUCUUUACGGGUCAGCCUCAUAAGGAGGAGCGGUUCUUAUUUGUUGCGUACCCGGCGUUGUGCUUGAAUGGUGCUGUGACUUUGAAUGUCGUCGCUGGGUUUGCGUCGAAGCUCAGAGUACCCCGUUCAUUGGUCGCAGGUUCCGUCUUGCUUGGAGCAGCCGGGUUGUCCUUGUUACGGGUAAUGGCUAUCAUUACGUCGUUCUCGGCGCCAUUGCACGUUUACGAGCCCCUUCAGCAGCUGGCGAAUGCUACGGUAACAGCACCAGUGACACUAUGUAUGGGCAAAGAAUGGCAUCGCUUCCCAUCCUCAUACUUCCUCCCAGAUGGCGUACGGCCAGAAUUCAUCAAGAGUGCCUUCACGGGACUCCUGCCUGGUCACUUCUAUGAAGAGGCUCCAGAUGGUUCAGAGGGGUGGCGACCUGGAUCGUGGAUGAUUCCCGAGGGCAUGAAUGAUGUGAAUCAAGAGGAAAUGUCGCGUUAUGUUCCUUUGGAUCAGUGUACGUACUUGGUUGAUUCGGACUUUCCGGCGCGCUAUGAGGAUGCUGAAAAGGGCGAGGAUCCACUUGAGCCCAGAUAUAGUAAGGACGAGGAGACGUGGGAGAAGGUUGCUUGUGAGCCGUUCUUGGACGCAGAGAGAAGCGGCCCAUUGGGGAGGGUGGUAUACAUGCCAUUUAAAAAGUAUGAUCAGAGAGUGUGGGGAGAAUACUGUCUUCUGAAGCGAAAGAACCUCUGA